This is a messenger RNA of Neogale vison (American mink), 1083 nucleotides long. RefSeq names its product caspase recruitment domain family member 19 (gene CARD19). The record is from RefSeq and is a predicted model, not a curated record. Gene Ontology annotation, cellular component: mitochondrion. The coding region runs from base 130 to 915 and encodes 261 amino acids. The transcript has 8 exons. NCBI's taxonomy places the organism in Eukaryota, Metazoa, Chordata, Mammalia, Carnivora, Mustelidae.
CGAGACGGGCGGCGGUGAACCGACAGCCCGACCGGCGGACGGCGACAGGGCGACGGGCCGGGGUCGGCCGGGCGCGCGCCGUGCAGCCGCCAUGACAGGAUGGUUUUUGCUAUAUAGGUCCCUUUUAGGAUGAAAAACAAGAAACAUCAGUGGAAUUUGGAUAAGAAUUACACUGACUCUGUAGACUACUUUGGGAGCAUUGUCAUCUUCACAACGUUAAAUCUUCCAAUCCAUGAACAGAGGUCUGUCCCAGGGAAUGUUCUGUGUGCACUUGAGAAGAAUGUGUACUGGCCCACCUCAGAGCUAUCGUGGGUUUGCUUCCAGACAAUAAGUAACUGUUCCACCACAGUAAAACAGAUACUGCAAUCAAAGCAGACCUACUGUGACCGGCUGGUCCAGGACACACCUUUCCUGAUGGGCCAUGGACGCCUCAGUGAGCAGCAGGUGGACAGGAUCAUCCUCCAGCUGAACCGCUACUACCCCCAGAUACUCAGUAACAAGGAUGCGGAGAAGUUCCGGAACCCCAAGGCGUCCCUGCGCAUGCGGCUCUGUGACCUCCUGGGUCAUCUGCAGCGGAGCGGCGAGCGGGACUGCCAGGAGUUCUACCGGGCCCUGUACAUCCACGCCCAGCCCCUGCACAGCCGUCUGCCCAGCCGGCUCGCCCUGCAGAACUCAGAUUGCACAGAGCUAGACUCAGGCACCGUGGGCCGCGAGCUCAGUGACAGGGGACCCGUGGCCUUCCUGGCCUGCCUCGGCCUGGCCGCAGGGCUGGCGCUCCUCGUCUACUGCUGCCCUCCAGACCCUAAGGUGCUGCCGGGGGCCCGGCGUGUCCUGGGCUUCUCCCCUGUCAUCGUCGACAGGCACGUCAGCCGCUUCCUGCUGGCCUUCCUCACAGAUGACCUGGGAGGGCUCUGACGACCCCCGCCUGCCCACCACCCACCAAAGAAGUCCCACCUGCCCGCCCAGGGGCCUGCCACUUCUUUUCUAAAUCCUUGUUUUUCACUAUUUAUACUUUUUUAAAGAAAGUUGCCUUCACCUGACGAAGGUGCUCAACAAUAUUAAAUGUUGGAGUCUUGUCCUUUU